Molecule: messenger RNA, 7928 nt
Organism: Alligator sinensis (Chinese alligator)
Lineage: Eukaryota; Metazoa; Chordata; Crocodylia; Alligatoridae
Gene: FBXO28
Product: F-box protein 28
Exons: 5
Coding region: 67-894 (275 amino acids)
Biological process (GO): protein polyubiquitination
Source: RefSeq, a predicted model, not a curated record
AUCGAGGGCAUCCUCGGCUUCCUCUCCUACGACGAGACCAGCCAGCUCCGCCUGGUUUGUAAGCGAAUGGACUUGGUCUGCCAGCGAAUGUUAAAUCAGGGAUUUCUGAAAGUGGAAAGAUAUCACAACUUGUGUCAGAAACAGGUUAAAGCACAACUUCCAAGACGAGAGUCAGAAAGAAGAAACCAUUCUUUAGCUCGUCAUGCAGACAUUCUUGCUGCUGUAGAAACUAGGCUUUCUCUGUUAAAUAUGACUUUCAUGAAAUACGUGGAUUCCAAUCUUUGUUGCUUCAUACCUGGAAAGGUGAUUGAUGAAAUCUAUCGUGUGCUAAGAUAUGUAAACUCUACAAGAGCUCCUCAAAGAGCCCAUGAAGUUCUUCAAGAGUUAAGGGACAUCUCUUCCAUGGCUAUGGAAUACUUUGACGAGAAGAUUGUUCCCAUUCUCAAAAAAAAGCUGCCUGGAUCAGAUGUAUCGGGACGUCUCAUAGGAGCUGCUCCAGUUCCAGGUCCGUCUGCUGCAUUGACAACAAUGCAGCUGUUCUCCAAGCAAAACCCUUCAAGGCAGGAAGUCACCAAACUCCAGCAGCAAGUCAAAACAAAUGGUGCAGGUGUGACUAUGCUAAGGCGGGAAAUUUCAGAGCUUCGCACCAAAGUGCAAGAACAGCAGAAACAGCUUCAGGACCAAGACCAGAAACUGCUAGAGCAAACCCAAAUCAUAGGUGAACAGAACGCCCGCUUGGCUGAGCUUGAACGCAAACUCCGAGAAGUAAUGGAAAGUGCAGUAGGAAAUUCCUCAGGUUCUGGCUCAAAUGAGGAGUCUCCUAGAAAACGGAGGAAGGCAGUGGAAUCCGUAGACUCUCCUAGGAAAUCUAAACGCCUUCGAAACAGAAAAUAAUUUUGGAAUAAAUGACGCCUCCGGAAGAAUACACUUUUCUAGUAACCCAAGCAGUCUGGCUUGCCUGGAUACUGUGAUUAGCAGCAUGGUGUCAUUUAGGCUGCUGGCUCUCCAAAAUUCCACUUAGACUUGAAAAGUAAACUUCUCACUCUUGAGACAUUUAUUUCCCCUUCUCCCCUCCGCUUCUGUCUGAGUGGGCCUAACGCACAGGAUCUUUAUAAUUUGCAAUAGAUACGUACUAACCAGACCUGCUCUGUCAUGUUUUGAGGAGUUAACCUUUUUUUUUUCCUUCUGUGCGGAUGUGUUAAAGUGAACUUAUUUGUGUUUAUGCAUAUAUUCACAUAAAAAUAUCUUAAAUAAAUCCAGUCUCGACUGAUUAGAAAGUUAAACUUACAAACAGAUGUCCUUUUCACUUGAAAAAUACCCACUUUUUAAAUCUUGUUUUAAAACAAGUUGACUGUUUUGUUACAAGUGACCUUGUCUGGAAUGUCUGAAAAGUAGUUAAUACUUUGGGGAUCUAUGUAAUAAGUAAAAUAACUUCUUAUGCUACAGUAUUGGCUAUAUAUUUUUGUAAACUAUGAGCAAGGGACUUCUAUCCAGUCUACAUGUGCACACCCCUAGUUCAAAGUAUCUGGAGCCAUGUUCUACAUUUGCAUGAAUAGAUGCAUGCAUUGCUUAAUCAGCUCGCUAAAAGCACUUGCCUGGAGUUGCUCUUAAAUUAAGUCUCUGUACUUUCCCAGAGUUAGAGAGCAAUUUUAAUUCUUCAGCCAUAACUUUGCAUCUGCUUUCAGUACAGCUGCUUUCUUACAGUGAAAGGGUUCUUGUGAGACCAGUUGCAGAAAAGGAAGUAUUUAAGCCAGGCUAUUUGCUGCUUUCACUGCUUGUAAACUGCAGGUACAGUCAGCUAGAGGUUGAAAAUUCAGAGGCUGUUUCUGUCCAUCGUUCCUUUGGCUCAUAGACCAAAAGCUGAUGAGUAUUGGACAAAAUGAUCUGUCCCCACAAUAAGCAGGCUUAGUGGAACACUGAACGAAACACUGUAUUACAAGAAAUCUUAAAGAAUUUCAUGUGUGGAAAAGUGCUCUCUGUAAUAUUAAUAACUAUACUCUUAACUUUCCUUAUUCUGAAAGUAAAUCACUUCAGACAAAGCUUUAAUUUCUUUUGCACUUCUGUUUUGAGCUUGUAACUGGAAAAGCAUGUCUUGCACUGUUCAGUCUUUUGAUUGGUCACUUUAACAACCUCAGAGUUGUUUUGUACAGUGAUUUUUUUUUUUUUUUUUUUUUUUUUAAUUCCCCCAGUUGUAUAUUUUUGGAACCUUAUACAAGUAUCGCUGUCCUUGUUUUUGUUUUAAUGUACUAAACUAUGUAGCUUUAUCAUUUGACUGUUAUGUUUUCUUUUAAUCAACUGUUGCCUUGGGUUUAGGCGGAAUUAAAUGCUGUGUGGCACUGAAAAAUGCCACAUUCUGGUUGUGGUUGGAAGUUUUGACGACUACUACCAUGGCUAAAAGUGCAGGUUCAGCGCUCCUAUAUUUUCUAUGUCUGUUCACACAACAUUAUUAUGUUUCAAUUAACCAAACAGGAAUUUGAAGCUGUCCUGUAAAUUCUUUUGUGAUACCUAAUACGCUUCUUUAAAUUUGAUUAUCCUAGGUUUUAUUUCUAAAACACACUGGUUUGUGUCAGAUAUCAUUUCCCAUGAAACAUGCCAUUACAAAUUAAUGUCUAGUUUUUGGCAGAGCAUUUAAUUUUUAAAUAAACUUGUUUUGCUAGUUUAAAGAGAUUUUAAAAUGGGUUGUUUCAUUAAAGAAAACAUUAAAUUGACCUCUACCCAUUUGCUCAUUGGUGAUAUAAAAUUUAAAAGUGGCUAAGGCCUUUUGUUGUUGGUCUGUAGAACUUGAGCUGUAAUGCUAUUACGUGACAAAGGCCUGUUGGAGAUACUACAUAGCAGUUUUCAACUAAACACUUGAAUGUUUCCCUUGUGUCUAGAAAGGACUUUUCUCGCAAAAGUCAGUGUGAUUAUCAUUUAACAGGUGUAACUAUUGUAUCAAUACUUGGUACAUAUGAUUUUAGUUCAUUUAAUGGGCUUAUUCCUUUAACAGGUAUUUGUUUUGAAAGGAUUUAAGCAUAAAUAAAAAACCUGUAACGUGCAUUUUUUUUAAAGGUUUGUUCAUGCAUAUUAGUUUCUCUCUAGUUUCUUUUACUUUUUCCUAUUGAAUCCACAUAGCUUUUUUUUAAACAAGAGUUUUGGGCUAAUUUUUGUUAAUAUUAUAUUAGCUAAAAGCAGGAGGAGUCAUGAAUUGAAAGCCCCCUGGGUGUGUGCCUGUGCUUUGGGACAUAAAAACUUGUUAAGUAAAGGUAUAUGGAUAAAAUCCACCUGGAUAGUCUUGCACUAUGCAGCUUGAUGCCAUAUUUAUUUUUCCUCCAUUAUUUUAUCAAUAGUUACUUAAAUGUAGGUGAAAACUCUCAGGUCUUAUCUGAUCAGGAACUGACAUGUGUAGAUACUAUAUAAAGGCAUAACUAGUUCUUGUAAAAGUGAUAUUCUCCUCUAAUCUAUUGUUCCCUGUAUUGAAAUUAAUGUCAAUGGGGAGAAUUCUUACACCUUGUCUAUACCAUUUUGUUGGCAUAGAUAUACUAGAGAAACAUUAGCGUAGAUCAAGUUGUAUUGGCAAACAGCAUUUUCCUUAAAAAUCUAAGCAAAAUUAAAAAGUGACUGCCUUCUUGUAAAUUUAAUAUUUUAAACUAGUAUCCUGUUAGAAGCUCAGCUUUCAACAUACACAGUCCUCUAAUCUUCCCCCAAAAAUACAUUCUUAUUAGAACUUUGCAUCUUAUUGUUAUAAAAUUCCAUUUUAUUCCUGAAAAAACAAUUCUCUGAAAGUCUGGUAAGUAUCAGAAGGAAUUCUAAAGGCAUGUUGCAUGACAGGUACCGCAUUCACUUUUUUCAAUGUUCCUAACUUUCUUGGAUCAGAAAUCCAAAAUAGCCUAGCAUGAAUAUCUCAUGUGUGUAGUGUGGCUGUUCCAGCCAUUUUUUAGUAUAGUGAGAAAAGGAGGAAGAAGACUUUUCAGUUGUUUCCAAACUUGUACAGAAAACAAUUUGAUACCAAGACAUGAAAAGAAAAGAUUAAUUAGGGCUUCAUUAAAAUGGAGCUGUAAAAGAAUCAUUGGAAGCUUCAAAGGGCUAAGGAAGAACAGCAAGUGUGAUGGGCCAAAUGUUAUUGGAGUGAGUAUCAAAUAGACACUGGGAAACCUAAAGUAGUGGAAGUAAUGCUUUCAAAAGGCUAAUGAACUGUCUAUGCAGGAGGUCUGUUCCAUAUUCAAUCUGAAUUACAUCAAACAAAAGAUUUGCAUUCACAUGGCAUAACUGCCUAUAACACAGUAACUGGUAGUUUUACUUCUGUUGAAAUCAGCAGGAAAUUAAUCUGACUUAGCAAGUUACCUUGUUACCUUCACAUGAUUAGAGCUGUGCUGCAAUCUACUACUGGCGGUCCUGCAGCUUUCUUCCCAUUAUGAUUUACAUCUUGCUUGGAUCAAUUGAUUCACCUGUUGUGCCUUCUCUUGCUCAGGGAACACCAUAACAGAAUGUUAAUUUUCUGUUUAAGUACUGGCACAAUCAGAUUCAACAAUCUACUUGUGCUUAUGUGCUUCAGGAGUUUAUAAACCCAGGUGGGUUUUUGGUAUUGCAUCUCUGUACUUUCAGCUUGAACAGUGUUGAGGUCCUGAAUCUCCUUACCUCUGGAGAGAGGCAAGUGUUUGGGCAGUCCUAGGGUCCAGACAGCUGUAUAUUUUGAGGAAAUCCCUAACAGGCUGGCCAAGUGGAGUUGUAACUAAGACACAAGGUACAGCUACCUAAAAGCAAAGGAUGUGAAGAUGGCUUAGAAGCUAAGAAAACAAGCCAGACCACCGGCAGCAAUCAAGCCAUGCAUCUGUUUUGACAAAUUGGACAGAAUUUUGGCAUAGAAUACCAGCAUCAACUUGCACAUCUUUUCAGCUACAAUCAAAGAACAAAAAAAUGCCAGGGACUGCAAGAUGCGUAAUAUCCAGAACAGAAGCCCUUUAAUGCACAGCAGCCUGUAACAAUAGAUCUGCACACCAGACAUUGCUAGCCAGUCUCCUUCCAAUGGCACGGCAGCCAAGAAGACUGGUAACUUUCACUAAGGUUGCCUGGUGAGGAACACCUGGUAUAUGUGUUUAUUUCUGGAGCUGGAUACCACCAUCUUUGGCAGAUGUAGCUAGUACCCUUUCUUGGUUACAAGCUCCCUUUGUGUUUCAAAGAAUGACUGCAGCAAUUGAACUGCAGUAGCCAGCAUAUCAGCUAUAACCUUCCCCUUCUUCUGUGGACUGCUACUCUCAUCUCAGUGCAUGGCCACCUACCCACUAUGCCAUUUAUUGACAAACUGCCAAAUUCAAAAAAGAAUACCUUAUCAUAGCAAUGUGUUAGGAGCAGAAAGUUAUGAAGUAUCUGGUGUGUUCAGAUCAAACAAAUUCAGUUCAUCAGUGCAAUGUUUGGUUAUUACAAAUUUUAGCAAGGUAUUUCUCAGUUUAAAAAAAAAAAAGGCAAUAAGCAAGCUCCAGGUACAACAUACAUUAUACAGCCCCAAUGGUAUAAACUCACAUUAUGCCUAAAACUCAUUCCAGAUUAGAAUAAAGAGCGCUGAGCAGGUCUGCAGGGGAUAUAGUAUGCCUCUAACACUGCAAAAUUGGGGUGGUCUCCCCUGUUCUCAAAUAGUUGUCUUUGCUAUUUGUCAGGCAAAACAUGAGGAGGUACCAUAAUGCUGAAUGAUAGCAAUGCAUAUUUUGCUUGGUACUCUUUAGCCUUUAAAUAGGUAGUUUCCUUACUGUUGAGAGAGAGAGAGAGAUCAGUGCUGUACCCUGAUGCUGGGACUACCUGCAAAAGUGCAAAGUCAAUCUAUAGUCUCAUUAGCCUUUGUCCAUUCAACACCCUGAAAAUGCUGUGAAUUAGUACCCUCAGGCAGGGGUCAUUAUGGUUCCAAAUCACAUGGGGAACAUAGUGAAGGACUUGCUUUCUCCAGAGUUUCUCAAGACUUAGAAAAGGUUCUAGGGAUGGUCUCUCAGAACUGCAGAGUGAAUGAUCAUUCUUUGCUGCCAAGGAAAGAACAAUAACUUAUUUUUCUCAUUUUACAGAGUCCACAUUGUGAGGGUCAAGACACUUCAUGAUGUUGCCACUAAAGGUCUGUUAAAUAAACAAGUGAAGAAAAAUCACAAAAAAUAUCUGAACUCAUGAAAGACUCCAACAGUGAAGGACAGGUGGCUCAGGCAUUGGGGGAAGUUCUCAUGAAUGAGAAGCAAAAGGAUCAAGUCAAAGGGGCUUCUCUGUAGCCAUGGAACUAGUGGAAAAAGUCAUCUUGACACCCAAAUGAGCUGUAGAAACAGACAAGAAGGUGGAGAUGCAGCUGGUAAAGCCGAUGACCAGAUAAAUGUUGCCAGAGCAUGUAUUCCGUUAAAGUUGCUGUUAGGUUGUUUGGCAUUUGGCCUCAACCUCUUCCCCUUUUAGCAAACCACUGGAGCAACAUCAGUUUCAAGAUCUGUCAGUCCUGGUUCCAGAAAACUAUUCAGCAAAAACUAGGGCCAUGGCAUUUGGGUAAUACGUUUCUAAAACUUUGCAUUUAGGAAAAGAAGUAUCACCAGCUUGGAAAAGGUACAGAGAAGAACAAUCAAAAUUAUCAGGUAUAGGGCAGUUGCCAUAUCAGGAGAGACUAAAAAGGCUAGGACUCUUCAGUUUAGAAAGGAGAAGGCUGGAUAAAGUGAACAGGGAAAUGUUAAUCAUCCAGUCUCAGAAUACUAGAACUAUAGGACAGGCACUGAAAUUUGUGGGAGGUGACAGGUUUAACACUAACAAGAGAAAGUACUUUUUUAUUCAAAGUGUAAUUAACUUGUAGAGUUAAUAGCCACAGGAGGUGGUAGUGGCAGAGACCACAGGUUCAAAAUGGACUAAAGUUCAUGGAUGAUAGAUUUAUCAAUAGGUGUUAAACAGAACUGUUGGGAGAUGUUUUCUUUGGCAGCUCUCACCACUAAUGGUAGGUGCCAGAGAGAGUCAUGAGCAGGAGAUAAAUCACUUCAGAUAUAUUUGGUUCAGUGCUCUCCCUCUAAAGCAUAUACUCCUGGCAGAGACAGGAUACUGGGCUAGAUGGAUCAUUGGUCUGACCCAGAUGACACUUCUUAUGUUCUUAAGUGCUGGCUGGCCUGGAGGUUACAGCACUUUGCUAGAAAGCAAAAAAAUACUGGGUGAGUGGGGCUUUGAACCUGGGUCUCCUGGUCCCUGGGUAAGCUCCCUCACUAUUAAGUAUCUUUACUUCUGGAAGAUAUAUAAACGGUGAUUCUAUUUUAAGUACCAAAAAUGGCAGUUAUGUGGCCACAUAGGCAUGAAAAGCAGAGUGAAAUGUAGCCCUAAAUGUCUAGCUACAUUGGAAAACAAUCUUAGAAUCAGGGAUGAGGAAUGUCACUCAUUUUGCUUUUAGCUAAUAGAGAAUUUAACUCUGAAGUACAAAGUAAACAAGGGCAAAUGACUAUGGUCCCUUUAUUCAUGGGGACCAGUCACCUGGAAUGCUAGUAUUGGCUUCAAGCUCCCUUGCUAUAAUGUCUCUUCUACAGGCACAACAUCUAGUAAUCUACUAAUUAACUCUCCAUUUUUAUCUUAUAACCAAGUAAAAGUUUGUAAUAAUGGAUUGUGAACCAGGGUGCAAAGAUAAAAUGUCAUGCAUAAGUCAUUUAUGCUCAGGUUAUCUGAUUGUGUUGGCUGUGAAUACAAUAUAUUAUGUUUAUCUUGAGAAAUUAUUUUCCAAAGAAUAAGGUAAAGAAUGACACACAUUUGGUCUGUAAAGUGAUAAGAAAUGUACUGGAAUGCUAAAAAACAAUGGGAUGAACAAGUCCAAAUUUUAGAGGCAGCCUAUUAAGGAGGACUAUGCUGUCAAAAACACAUACUGGUGUAUGCUUACUGUCCUUUUAACAUUUUUUGUCUUACGGAAUGUCUACUCAGUAAAUCUAUUUGGCACUAAGGCUACUCUCAAUUGUAUAAAUAAAGUGUAC